Molecule: messenger RNA, 2829 nt
Organism: Stegastes partitus (bicolor damselfish)
Lineage: Eukaryota; Metazoa; Chordata; Actinopteri; Pomacentridae
Gene: stra6l
Product: STRA6-like
Exons: 18
Coding region: 35-1975 (646 amino acids)
Biological process (GO): vitamin A import into cell
Cellular component (GO): plasma membrane
Molecular function (GO): signaling receptor activity; retinol transmembrane transporter activity
Source: RefSeq, a predicted model, not a curated record
CUCUGUGGACCUCCAAGGUAGCAGCUUAUCAAAGAUGAUAAGAAACCAAGUGGAACAUGAGGUCUCUGGCGUUGACGUCUGUGAAAAUGGAAUCUCUAUGGAGCACUUCCUGCAUCUGUCACUUUUACCCUCAGUGAUAAUUAUAGUGGUACUCUCAUCCCUCCAGAAAAGAACCAAGAGCAUAGCCAUCGACCAAAGACUGUCUUUCCUAAAGGGACGUUUUGCUAUUGUAGUGCCUUUGGAUACUAUAGGCAGCCUCAGUAACCGCUGGUCCUAUGGCUUCGCAUUUGGUGCAAUUUCGAGCAGCGUCCUGCUGCUCUUCUCUGAAAAUUACAUCCUCUUCAGCGUCCCGAACUGGGCCAAACCUAUACUGUACCUGAUUGGAGCUUUAGAAGUGGGCCUGGUGUACUACCCUUUCUUUGCCUGUUUGUCCACACCAUUCCGCCUGGUGGGAGCGGUUCUGGGAAUACUCUACUCUGUGACCUGGAUCAUCAUUACAGUCUGGGAUACAUUCACCUGUCCCGGUGGUAAGAUUUUGGGGAAACACCAGAAGAUCAUUGCCCAGUGGCCCUGCAUCCUCUCGCUCAUUUUCCUCUUGGGACGAUACCUUUACAUGCUGGUGAAGGCUGUUCGAAUACGUAUGCAGCUGGAAUCAGAGGAUCCUGAAGACCUGAAUGAACACCAAGUGCAGCAUGUUAAGAGAUUGCUGAGGAAAACACCAGAACUCAGACCGCUCAGCUGGUUCCAGAGGCGAGUGUAUGAGUGGGACCCUUACUUCAAGUUUCCCAACAGGAUCCUUGGCACUGCCAUAAUAUCCCUUAUAGGCCUAUAUACGCUGACACUGGCAGACUAUAGCAUCAGUGAUGUUGUGUUUGACAAAGCAGAGAUGUGGAAAAAUACAUUGAAAGAGGUGAGCACCGCCUGUAACCAGUCUGAAUCCCUGGGAGCUAUGAUACCAACGCUGGAAGAAUUAAUCGACGUCUCCAGGAAGUCCUGGCUGGCCACCACCAUCUUUGCUAGUCUCAACUCUGUUGCCUACACCUUACAUAUCUUGGUAUGUUACAGGAAACACUUGAAGAGACUGUGGAAAGGACAGAAGGGUUUUCUCCCUGAGAAGUUUCACAAGCCUCGCUCUGCUACCAGUGUUGCUUCCAUUGCAAGAUACUCUGGAUGGCAAAUAGCGUUUACACUGUGGGGCUACCUGAUUGUCCAUUUUGUCCACUUCCUCUUUGGUCUGCUGUUGGCCUAUUUGCUGAUUCUACCCAUAGUGCAUGGAAAGGUGGUGACCAUGCUCAGCAACCUGGGAACAAUAAUUCUGAGCAUCGCUCUGGUGAUCGGACUGGUGAUUGUCCAGAUAGUUCUGGUUCAGAUCUUCUUCCUUCAGGACAAAAUGUCUCCCACAGAUAAGGAGAAACCCCUGGCACUCAACAACAGGAAGGCAUUCCACUGCUUCAACUACUUCUUCUUCUUCUACAACGUGGUGAUGGGAUUCACCACCUGCAUAAUGAGGCUGCUGUCGAGCAUAGUGGUGGGAACGUGGCUUGUGUCCCGCAUAGACCGAACUAUAAUGCAGAGGGGAUAUGAAAGCGCAGAUGCUGGUUACAGCACAUGGAUUGGGAUGAUCUUUGCUGACCAUUAUCAUAACAACCCAGUCAUGGUUUGUUUCUGCCAGCUGCUGUUCUCCAACCCGCCAAAAAGUCACCUUACAUCCGCAUACUCCACAUUCAGCGACGCUAUGUCGGAAACCCCUGUUAAUAGCCGGGCCAGGAGGCGCUGGGCGUUGUUUUAUACCUUACUGAGGAACCCUCCUCUCAUCCUGCUCAGGAAGCACCACCUUUCUUCGUCAUUGUCACCAAUAUCCCCAUCUUCGCCGUCAGAGACUGAAGUGCGGGCUUGGGUCAUGGCAUCUCAAACACAGAACGGGCUAGCAGUGUCACUACCAGAGAUCACAGUCACACCAGCAGAGGACUGUUAAGGAAAACACUUCCCUAGAUUCUGGCCCAUCCAAAACAUAAGCUGGAGACCUAAAUGAAUGUCAGGGCCUUCAGGGGCAGCUAUAUAUGUUGCAGAGAGAACAAAAGCUGUGGUGUUUUCAGUGAGUCUGCUUUGAAGGCUGUCAAAAGUUUUGGCAAAGUCACUGCAUCUGAUAUUUGUCACUGAUAUUAACGUCUUCUAGGGCACCACUGACAUAUGGCUUACAGGGUAUAUUGUAGAAAAUGUGAUGACUUUUUGGGUCACCAGUCUAUCAACUCAGAGUAUUACAAAUACAAAUAACACACACACAAAAAAUCCUGGGUAAUUUACUUAUUUGGGUUUUAAUUUAGUUGAAUUGUGAGAACUAGUGCCACAGAUUAAAUGUAUGCAGCUUGAGGCUUGUUGUCUGGAAUAUGUAAGCUUAGAUUUGACUUGUGUGUAUAAGCUAAAGCAUCAGCUGUAAAUUUAAAUGUGAAUUCAAGUCAAAUUUAAUCCGCUACACAGCAUAUAAACACAGUCGAGGUGAAAUGGGAAGGUUAAUCACAAUGUCUCAUCUAUUCUGCACAUGGAUCUGCAGCUGGGUAUUUUUUGCUGAGUUUAUUUUGUUGGGAUGAUGUGAGCAGAGAAACUCCGCUUAUUCUGGAUUUGUCUGAUGGAAUAUAACUGGUUAUAAACACUUAUGCAUAGUAUGUUCUGAAUAAAUAUUUGCUUGUAAUAAAGGGUGAUUUGUCAUGCAGUUUGUAGAACAUGGCAAAUAAUUUUGUGCAGCUAAGCCUCUAUUUUUGUAUUUCAAAGUUGUAAAUAUUGCUUGCUCUAGAAAUAAAAGCAGUAAAAUUGACUUUUGUGAUGGCCUAA